CGGUAGCCAAAAUACUCCAACUACGUCAAAAGUCAUCUCGACCUCAAACUUCAAUCUCGAAAAACCUGCUCUGGACAACGAGCUUUCCUUUCUCUCCAACAGCUCUUAUUCGGGUUAUUACAAUUCAAACUAUUUACCAUGGCGACAUCGAUUGCCCAGGGACUCUUCAAAUCCCUGCCAAAACCAAAAUACACAGGCGAAGACGAAGAACUGCCGAUACAUGCCCAGCCCAAAGGCCCGCGAAUCAUAGGAGCUAGUGCUAUUAACGAGUCGCAAGUUGUUUUAAAGACAGUUGGCCCACCUCCGUAUGGCAAACGCGCAGGAUGGCGACCUCGAAACCCCGAAGACUUUGCUGACGGUGGCGCGUUCCCCGAAAUCCCAGUCGCUCAAUACCCCCUCGAUAUGGGGCGGAAAGGCACUUCAUCAACAUCAAAUGCUUUAGCUGUCCAAGUUGAUGCAGAAGGGAAAGUUAAGUACGAUGCUAUCGCAAAACAGGGCCAUGGCGAAAAUCGGAUUGUACACGCCUCCUUUAAAGACCUAAUACCACUCCGCCAACGUGUCGAUAUGGGCGAAAUAUCGCUAGCUCGCCCAUCACAGGAAGAGGUAGCGGAGCAGAUGGAAAAGACCAAAGCUGCGCUGGCAAAAUUGGUGACUGGGGCUGUUGCGGCGCAGAAGCCGAAAAACGUGAAGGGUGGGAAGCGGAGCGAGCCCACUUUCGUGAGGUAUACGCCUGCAAAUCAGAUGGGUGAUACAAGUCAGAAGAAUGAUAGAAUUAUGAAGAUUGUGGAGAGACAAGUCGAUCCCAUGGAACCGCCGAAAUUCAAGCAUAAGAAGAUUCCUCGCGGCCCUCCCUCGCCGCCACCCCCAGUCAUGCACUCACCUCCCCGGAAACUUACUGCAGAAGACCAAGAAGCGUGGAGGAUUCCGCCGCCUGUUUCGAACUGGAAGAACCCAAGAGGCUAUACUGUUCCGUUGGAUAAGCGAUUGGCAGCUGAUGGUCGGGGCUUACAAGAUGUUUCUAUCAAUGACAAAUUUGCCCAGUUUGCCGAAGCGCUCUUUACGGCUGACCGCCAUGCUAGAGAGGAAGUGAAACAGAGAGCGCAAAUGCAGCAGAAAUUAGCAGAGAAGGAGAAGGCACAGAAAGAGGAACAUCUUCGUCAACUAGCUCAAAAGGCACGCGAAGCAAGGUCGGCCGGUACAAGUCGCCAGGAAUCUCGAGCUCGAACACGUUCACGAUCUGCCAGCGGUAGUCGGAGCUCAUCUCCAUAUUCAUCCCGUUCUGCCACACCCAGCGAAGAUGAAGAAGCAGCCCGAGAACGCGAACGACGGCGUCGGCAACAGAGACAAGAAGAUGAGCGCCAACUUCGUCAAUCGCGUAUGGGUACUGAGCGGCGGAUCCAGAUGAUGGCGCGAGAACAAAACCGUGACAUCUCCGAGAAGGUCGCGCUUGGCCUUGCAAAGCCAACUCAGAGCAAAGAGACGAUGUACGAUUCCCGACUUUUCAACCAGUCGAGCGGAUUCGAUAGUGGAUUUAAUGAAGACCAGCCCUACGACAAGCCCCUGUUCGCUGCGCAGGAUGCCAUUAAUAGCAUUUACCGUCCUCGAGCGCAGGCAGACGAUUUCGAUGAUGAGGAGGCAGCGGGCGCUGAGAUGAGUCGAAUCGAGCGCAAUAGCCGAUUCGAAGUCCUGGGCCGCGCCAAGCAGGGCUUCAAAGGUGCGGCAGAUGCGGAGGCUCGAGAUGGACCCGUUCAAUUCGAAAAAGACACCUCAGACCCAUUCGGCAUCGACGGCAUGAUUGCUGAAGUUACCGGUGCAGGCGGAAGUGGACAGAAGAGAUACGGCAUUCAAGAAGCUGAAGGAGCCAACGAGCGCGGAUCGAAACGCGCCCGUGUGGACGAUGAUGAUGACGACGACGAUCAUGAUCGGGGGAGAUAGUUAAAAUGAAAGUCUCCAUUUUUACAACAGCCCCUCUUAUUUUACUCCCCAUAAUUUCUCUUUUCCCCCAUGUAUUCACGGUACGGGCUUCUUGCCUAUUUUGCGGUGUACGAUGAUAGAAAUCUGCUCAUAUCGCUGGCGUAUUACUCCCCCUUUUGUUUCAAGUUGCCGAAUUUUGUCUGGAUUUCAUCUUAUUCUUUUCUUUUCUUUUCUUUUUUUUUUUUUAUUUUUUAGCGCGUUUCUGGAGUGGUUACACACAAUUUUAUAGUCCUUCAUUCUUUUUUCUUUUUUCUGUUAUUUAUUUGCAUGCGGACAGGAUGUUGCUUCAUUUUCCAAAUUGUCUGGUCUCUUACAGUCUUCAAGGUUCCGCUUUGUGUUGCAAAUAGGAAUGAAUGGUUUAUCCGCUCAAUUCGUGCUAUUUAUAUUUUCUAAUAUAUUCCAUUGGCUCUUGAUUGAUCAUGGCUACCUAAAACUUUUUGCUCUUUCGGCGAUACAUUCAAACUUUCAUGUUGAAAAUGAAUCAAGUUAAAAUUAACCAAUGAUACAGAAUGAUGUCCAUUAU
Blastomyces dermatitidis ER-3 is the source of this 2497-nucleotide messenger RNA. RefSeq names its product pre-mRNA-processing protein 45. Lineage: Eukaryota; Fungi; Ascomycota; Eurotiomycetes; Onygenales; Ajellomycetaceae. Gene Ontology annotation, biological process: mRNA splicing, via spliceosome. The transcript has 3 exons. Gene Ontology annotation, cellular component: spliceosomal complex. The coding region runs from base 139 to 1935 and encodes 598 amino acids. The record is from RefSeq and is a predicted model, not a curated record.